Messenger RNA from Stegodyphus dumicola, 1029 nucleotides. RefSeq names its product dCTP pyrophosphatase 1-like. Gene Ontology annotation, molecular function: dCTP diphosphatase activity. Gene Ontology annotation, cellular component: cytosol. NCBI's taxonomy places the organism in Eukaryota, Metazoa, Arthropoda, Arachnida, Araneae, Eresidae. The record is from RefSeq and is a predicted model, not a curated record. Gene Ontology annotation, biological process: dCTP catabolic process; DNA protection.
GUCUAGUUUCUAGCCAUAAAAGUUAAUAAAUAAAGUUAAAUAUGUCAAGGCAAAAGCAAUCACAAUCGUUGCCAUUUCGUAAAGCAAUAAUUCUUUCUGCUUGAGAGCUUUAACUGCAACUGUUGUUAUUUGGCGCCAAAAAUCAAAACAAACUGAAACUUAAGAAAGAAAAUAAAUAUUUUCCUGUUUUUUAAAAUGGAUGCAGUGAAGGCCGAAGGUGAUAAGUUGAAUACAGAAACAAGUGAGAGUAAUAAUGUCAUCCAUUGUGAGCUAAAACCUGAAAUGUCCAAGGAUUACUUCAGAUUUAGUGACAAAAUUACAUUUGAAGACAUCCGUAUUCUUCAAGAGCACUUUGUUGAAGAAAGGAAUUGGAAUCAGUACCAUGUACCAAGAAACUUGCUACUUGCACUUGUUGGAGAAGUGGGUGAACUAGCUGAACUUUUUCAGUGGCGUGGAGAAGUGAAAGAAGGGUUACCAGAUUGGACUGAAAAUGAAAAGGAGCACUUAGCCCAAGAAUUAAGUGAUGUUCUUCUGUAUUUAUUGCGAUUAAGUGAAAAAUGUCGUAUAGACUUACCUGCUGCAGUGCUUGAUAAAAUUGGUCUAAAUGCAAAAAAAUAUCCUGUAACAAAAGUAUGGGGAUCUAACAAAAAAUAUACUGAAUACAAAGAAAGUUAGAUCUCAGAUUUAUCAUAUGAAUUUUUCUUGCUUUCUGUACAAAAUUUGUAUUUACUGUGCAUAUUACUUAAGAAUUAAAUUCUUACUAAGAAGUAUACCUGAUUUUCAUAUUACCUUAAUUAACUUGCAAUAUUUAUGAUAUAUAUAUAUUAUUAAUAAGGUAGUUUAUAUUAUGUUUGUGUGUGUAUUCAUAUAUAUAUAUAAAGCAUUUAUUUUGUGUAAAAAUAAAAUUUAAGAUUAUUUACAGUAUUCUUUAGAUGUAACUGAUUUGGAAUUUACAAAAAUAAUUCAAAUUAUUUUAAUGAUUUCUGCUCAUAUAUAUGAUAGUAUAAUAAAUGCAUGUGAGAAACUUAA